AUGGGUGGAGACGUGGAAACGGAUUUUAUUGGAUAUCUUUCUUCCAACUUUACUUUCCACCUGCUCUCAUCUAUCUAUCUCGGUCUGUUCACAUCUAUCUAUCUAUCUAUCUUGGUCUGUUCACAUCUAUCUCAGUCUGUUCACAUCUAUCUAUCUAUCUAUCUCAGUCUGUUCACAUCUAUCUAUCUAUCUAUCUCAGUCUGUUCACAUCUAUCUAUCUAUCUAUCUCAGUCUGUUCACAUCUAUCUAUCUCGGUCUGUUCAAAUCUAUCUAUCUAUCUAUCUCAGUCUGUUCAUAUCUAUCUAUCUAUCUCGGUCUGUUCACAUCUAUCUAUCUAUCUCGGUCUGUUCACAUCUAUCUAUCUAUCUCGGUCUGUUCACAUCUAUCUAUCUAUCUCGGUCUGUUCACAUCUAUCUAUCUAUCUAUCUCAGUCUGUUCACAUCUAUCUAUCUAUCUAUCUCAGUCUAUCUCUGUCUACCAACAAAGCACAAUGUACCAACUUUUUUUUAA
This is a messenger RNA of Acanthosepion pharaonis, 510 nucleotides long. The record is from the annotation of a GenBank genome assembly. Lineage: Eukaryota; Metazoa; Mollusca; Cephalopoda; Sepiida; Sepiidae.